Molecule: messenger RNA, 1545 nt
Organism: Pediculus humanus corporis (human body louse)
Lineage: Eukaryota; Metazoa; Arthropoda; Insecta; Psocodea; Pediculidae
Product: tubulin-specific chaperone E, putative
Exons: 8
Coding region: 1-1545 (514 amino acids)
Biological process (GO): protein folding
Molecular function (GO): alpha-tubulin binding
Source: RefSeq, a predicted model, not a curated record
AUGUGUUCAAUAAUUGAUUCAUCCGGAUCGCGAGGAACAAUAAAAUAUGUUGGAGAAGUUAAUGGUGUUCAAGGACUUUGGUUCGGUAUAGAUUGGGAUGACCCUAAAAGAGGAAAACAUGAUGGAACUUACAAUGACAUUCGUUAUUUUACGGCUAGUCAUCCAACGUCGGGCUCAUUUGUUCGACCAUGUAAAGUAAGCACAGGAAUAUCAAUUGUUGAAGCUAUUAAAGAAAGAUAUGGAUUGACAUCAGAUCCUAAUGUUGGGCUAGAUCAAGAAAUUAUUAUUCAAGUUCAAAAAGAAAUUAAAGCGAAAAUAUUUGAAGUCGUGGGAGCUGAAAAGUUAAACAGAAUACAAAGCGAUUUCAGAAAUUUAAGAAUAGUACUCCUUCGUGAUUUUCUCGUUAAUGGAGCCGGUCCUCCUCAAGCUUUAUUAAAUUUAUGCCCUUCAAUUCAAGAAUUGGAUUUAUCUAGAACAUUACUUAACAGCUGGGAAUCAGUUGAAGAAAUAACGAGUCAACUAAAAAAUUUAAAAAUUCUUAAUUUAAGCAAUAAUCGUUUAAAAAUAUCGGAAAAUGUUGUUAAAAGUGAAUCAUUCCAAAGUUUGGAACAUAUUGUUUUGGGAAAUUUAAUGUAUUCUUGGUUUCAAGUUCUCGAAUGUUCAAAUUUUUUUUUAAAUAUUCAAGCAUUACAAGUUCAGUUCAAUAAUAUAGUGACAUUAGAAACUCCGAAUGAAAAAAUAUUUUCUAAUUUGUGUAUGUUAGAUUUAGAGGGGAAUCCAAUUAAAUCCUGGAACGAAAUUAAUAAAAUUGGUUAUAUAAAAACAUUAGAAACGUUAAAUAUAAGCCAAUGUGGUAUCGAUAAUAUUUAUUUACCCGUAAAUACGGAUUCAUCUCAAGUCACGGAUUUGUUUAAAAAUUUAAAAAAUUUAAUUUUAAACGGAAAUAAUAUUAACGAUUGGGAAUCCAUAUCUGAAUUAGACAAAUUGGAAAACUUGUACGAUUUUAGAUUUAAAGAUAAUCCUAUUUUGACAAUUGAAACCAUGGAAACAAAUCAUCAAUUGAUAAUAACUAAAAUAAGAAAUUUACAGGUAUUAAAUGGAGAACAAAUAUUAAAAGAAGAAAGAAAAGGUGCAGAUAUAGAUUAUUUAAAACGUUACGGAAGAGAAUGGCUCGGAAUUAAAAAUGAAGAAGAUAAAAAAACUUUCAUAAAAGCUCACCCAUGUUAUUUAAAACUUAUUUCUCUAUAUGGUCCACCAGAAGAAUGCGAAUUGAAAAAACUUCCGACGUCUUUAAAAAGUCAAUUAAUUCAAAUAGAAAUAUUUUCUGGUGAUAAAAAAUUUUCUAAAAAAGUACCUUAUAAUAUGUCAAUACAAAAAUUGUCUGGUCUCAUACAGAGAUUAUUUAAUACUGGAUUUGCUAUGCCCAGACUUUUUUGCAUUCACUCUCAGAGACGGGAUAGCGUUGAAAUUCCUUUAGACGAUAUCCUUAAAGACCUGAAUUUUUAUUCUGUGGAAAAUGGUGAUAAAAUUGCCGUCCAUUGGUAA